GGAGACUGACUCAGAGCAGCUGCAAGCCGGAUGAAUUCCUGUGUGGGAAUGGGAAAUGUAUCCUGAGCACAUGGAGAUGUAAUGAUAUGGAUGAAUGUGGAGAUAACUCUGAUGAGCAUGAUUGUCAGCUCUCUCCGACCAUGCCACAUACAAGCCAGUGUUCAGCUAGAACUUUCCAUUGCCUGGUUAGUGAUGUCCCCCAGUGCCUCUCGAUGAAAGUUCGGUGCGAUGGCAGCAUGGAUUGUGACCAGGGGACGGAUGAGGAAAAUUGUCCUGAUACCAGCUGUGGCAAGAGAAUGGGCAAUUUCUAUGGUUCGUUUGCUUCACCUGACUACUUCCGGUCGCAGCAAGACCGGGCACAGUCGGACUGUGUGUGGGUGGUGGACACUCAGGACAGCAGGCACAUUGUACUGCAACUGAACCUACAGUUGGGCUACAAUGAUAAGGUGCAUGUGUAUGAUGGAGCAAGCAAGCAGCAGGGCAGACUGCUUCAGGCAUUGUCAUUCCGUAAUAAUCGGCACACUGUCACCAUUGAGUCCUCACAAGGUCAAAUCACCGUCUUCUACCAUACUGACCCUGGCAGCACAGGCCAUGGUUUCAAUGCCACAUACCAGGUGAAAGGCUACUGCCUCCCACAAGAGCACCCUUGUGGGAAUGAUGGGGGCUGUUUUGCAGACACUCAGCGCUGUGAUGGUUGGUGGCACUGUCCGAAUGGCAAGGAUGAGGAGAACUGUGCUGCCUGCCAAAAGGAUGAAUAUCCGUGUGGGGGCACCAGUGGCAUGUGCUACCCACUGGCAGACCGCUGUAACAACCAGAAGAACUGCCCUGAUGGCUCUGAUGAGAAAAACUGCUUCUCCUGCCAGCCUGGGAAUUUCCACUGCGGUACCAAGAUCUGCAUCUUUGAGCAGUGGCGUUGUGAUGGCCAGGAGGAUUGCCAGGAUGGCAGUGAUGAACAGAACUGCCUGGUGGUGGUGCCAAGGAAAGUGAUCACAGCUGCCCUGAUUGGAAGCCUGAUAUGUGGCCUCCUGCUGGUCAUUGCCUUGGGCUGUGCUUUCAAGCUGUACUCCCUCAGGACCCGCGAAUACAGGUACCACAGCCAGAGCUGUACAUCUCCAUCACAGUCACACACACUGUUGGGUUUCAGUAAAAAAUAA
Messenger RNA from Chiloscyllium plagiosum (whitespotted bambooshark), 1154 nucleotides. Lineage: Eukaryota; Metazoa; Chordata; Chondrichthyes; Orectolobiformes; Hemiscylliidae. The record is from RefSeq and is a predicted model, not a curated record.